AUGAGAGCCCGUGAUUACUGUGAAGACUUUCUGCUCCCAAAGGUGCACAGGACCGUGUCAGACCUGUGGUUGGUUUACUCCAAGCCUGUCCCAGCAAACAGCAGAGAACAGGGCACCUUGUUCCUGCAGUGCUCCUGCGUGACAGCCGUGAUAGGAGGCCUCUUCUACAACUGGAUGUUUGCAUCCCUGGAGUAUUCCUGGCAUUUCUCUGUUGCAAUGGCCACCUCUUUCAGUCUGCUUCUUCUCCUGACCCUUUUCCUGGUGCAUCCUGCCCGCUGUGUCUUCAGUAUGAUCAUGCCUACGUUAGGCACCAAGCAAGGCCAGAAGCUUCUCUUGUCGACCUGCAUCAUGAUAGCAGCAGUGAACUUGACACCCAACAUCUUGAGCAACAUUAAAACCAUCCUGCAACUUAUCAGUUGCAUCUGCAAGAAUUCCUCUGAGAGCCUUUUAAACUCAACUGCUCUGCUAGGGACAGCUUCCUGGGAGUUUGGGAGUGUGAUCCAAGAAAACAUUGAUUCCAUUAAUAUUCACAGGCCCAUGAAUGGUCAUUUUCAGUUCUCACUGCUUACGAACAGCUCCUUGAUUUACCAGCAAUUGCACCUUGCUGGUGAGAAAAUUGGGAGGGACUUUUUGGCUGUUGAGGUACUGGUCAAAGACUCUGUACGAGUAGGCAACAGGCUGGUUGCUGGCUUCUCCAUGCUCUAUCUCUGCUUUGAGUCCAGCUGGUAUUUGAAAAACUACCUCACCAACCUCCGCUUUGACAAUUUUUAUGUCACCAAGAAGCUGGAGUCUUUAGCUGCGGAGAGAAAAGCAUCUCAUCUGCUGGUGGGCUCAACCAAAAACCUCCUUCGACCGACAGGCUUGAAGUUGUCCCGGGAAGAAGCGUUGCUGUGCCUUGUGCAAUCCAUGCUCCUCACCGUGGCCCUGCUGCUGCUGCUGCUGCUGGUGGCCAUGGACCACCUGGCGUUCCGCGUGGCCGACACGGCGGUGGGAAGGGCUGCUCAGUUCUCUGCAGUGCCCGUCACUCUCAGCAUCAAGUACAGUGCUGAAAUAAGUAUCCUGCCCUCUACUUUGAAACUUUUCGGGCUUUCUUCUCAUUUAUCACCUUGGGACUUUGAAAGAAGUUACCACCAUUAUCUGAACUUCAGCUCUGCCCACUGCAGGAUCAGCCCCCCGACACCUCCCAACCCCUCUGUGCUGCUUGUCCUGGGGCUGCUCUUCUGCAUCCUCUAUGCCACCACAUUCCUGGGGACCUACGCCCGCCGCCUGUGCAGAAAGAUUGCAGGCUCCUUCUUCGAGGGCUGGGAGGAGAAACGAGCACUUUACCUCUACAAGAAGCUGUCCAAGAAGCACAAGAAGGAGCAAAACUGUGUGAAAAAAUAA
Molecule: messenger RNA, 1383 nt
Organism: Chaetura pelagica (chimney swift)
Lineage: Eukaryota; Metazoa; Chordata; Aves; Apodiformes; Apodidae
Gene: OCSTAMP
Product: osteoclast stimulatory transmembrane protein
Exons: 2
Coding region: 1-1383 (460 amino acids)
Cellular component (GO): membrane
Source: RefSeq, a predicted model, not a curated record